Molecule: messenger RNA, 1563 nt
Organism: Dovyalis caffra
Lineage: Eukaryota; Viridiplantae; Streptophyta; Magnoliopsida; Malpighiales; Salicaceae
Source: the annotation of a GenBank genome assembly
AUGGAGGGGAAAACGUCCGGAUUAGUUUCUUUGAUGGGCCCUAGUGGGGAUGUUUGGACAGCUGACUUGACUCAGGAGGCUGACGAUGUAUUAUUCAGUAAUGGGUGGUCGAAAUUUGUGAGAGAUCAUUUCUUAGAAUGCGGUGACCUUUUGGUUUUUAGGUAUCACGGCGAGUUGUGUUUCUCUGUGCAAGUAUUUGAUCAAAGUGCGUGUGAGAAAGAGGCUGCAUUUCAUUCCAAAUGUAGCCAAGAUUGUAGUGAAUUUUGUGGAAGUAAAGGGCAGAAAAGAGAAAGAGAGGAGCCUGGAUCGUUAGAGAACAAAUUUUCAUAUGUGCGGAAAAAGGUUAGAGAGGGCUCUUUUGAAUUCCAUUCAGAAUGCAUAGAAAAGAAAGGGGAAGCACAAAUCAAUGCAUGUGAUGUGGGAGGGUGCCGACGUGUUGGGGUCAUUACAACUGAAGAAAGUUUCUCUCAUGAAACAAAUCAGUGUGGGAAUCCGGCCAAUUGUUUUACCACUCCCUCUCAAUCAAAAGCAUGCACUGAAAAGCAGGGUAAAGAAGAGGUAGCCAUCCGGAAAAGAUUUGGCAAAGAUGAUGACUUGAAGUUGCAUGACAGAGGUCAUGUGUCAAAUUUUUCAGAACGUGAGAAAAGCGUUGCUGAAUCUUUUAUUUCUUGCUUUCCGUACUUUGUGAGGAUCAUGAAACAGUUCAAUGUCAGUGGUUCAUACACUCUGAAUAUACCAUAUCAAUUUUCAAUGGCACAUCUUCCAAAUUGCAGAACAGAAAUUAUCCUUCGCACUAUCAAGGGAGCAUGUUGGACUGUGACUUCUGUACCAACUACAAGAGUGCACACAAGUCAUACCUUAUGUGGAGGAUGGAUGGCCUUUGUUCGUAGUAAUGACAUCAAUGUGGGAGAUGUUUGUAUUUUUGAACUUGUGCAUGAAUAUGAAUUGCGUGUUUUUAUUGUUCGAGUUGGAAAUGAGGGCCCAGAUUUUGAAACUGGAAAAGUAGCUUCUAUUGGGGAAAACACUGGGUGUGCUGCCACUGUACAUAAAACUGAAAGUUUUCCAAAGAAAUCGAGAAGAAACUGUUUGAAGCUUCAUUCUAAACUCAUUAAGCAAGCUGAAAUAUUUGAUAAAAAAGGGUUUAAGGAGAGUCAACCAACUGGCUUUUUAAGGCAUGGAAAUGGAACAAAGGAUUCUGCCAGUGUUGUGCUGUGCUCUAUGUCAAGAACUGGAAAUGGAAAGCCGCUGCCUGUUGUGCAGAAAAUCCCCCACCAGUUUUCUGCAGCAUAUCUUCCAAACUGCAAGACAGAGGUCGUCCUUCGUAAUUUACGAGGAGAAUGCUGGACUGUGAAUUCACUCCCAGACUCAAAAGGGAGAGCAGUGCAUACUUUUUGUGGAGGGUGGAUAGCCUUUGUUCGUGACAACAAUAUCAAGAUAGGGGAUAUCUGCAUGUUUGAACUUGUUGGCAAGUGUCAAAUGCAGGUCCAGAUAUCUGGGGUUGGACAAGAAGCAGUCAAUCAUCAAAUUGGAAAACCAACCUCUUGUGGCAGUGUCUUGCAAUGA